Siniperca chuatsi (mandarin fish) is the source of this 3015-nucleotide messenger RNA. It is a transcript of the gene fkrp, whose product is annotated as fukutin related protein. The coding region runs from base 528 to 2126 and encodes 532 amino acids. Gene Ontology annotation, biological process: protein O-linked glycosylation via mannose. Gene Ontology annotation, cellular component: Golgi apparatus. The transcript is spliced from 2 exons. NCBI's taxonomy places the organism in Eukaryota, Metazoa, Chordata, Actinopteri, Centrarchiformes, Sinipercidae. The record is from RefSeq and is a predicted model, not a curated record.
GGAAGUCUUUCUGUUGCUGCGGGCGACACAGACUGCAAGCGUGAUAGCUUAAUGGUAAAUUCGUGUAGUGGGGUUUGAUGGUUGAGCUUGUGUUAAACUACAUAGUAAUGAAAUACUCUGUGUAUUUAGUUGUAGAUUUCUUAUUAAAACGUUGGAGACUCGAUUUCAUCCACAACCGCACAAAUAUUAGCUAACAAAACAGAUUCAAACCUGUGCUUGCUGCUACCGAUUCAGCCAGGUUUGCUCCUAUGCUACCAGAGAUGGCUGAGAUUGACCACCAUGAAAACCAAAUACAGUUCAACAAGGUUAAUGGGCUUAACGUUGCUAAAGCUUCAGAUAACAUUGCUAAUGCAUGAUGUGAUACAAAUUAUUGUCUUGUAAAGAAUAAAAUAGAUACAUCCAAAUUAAGGUUGUCUUUCACUCAUUCCUAUACUAUGACAGGAAUGGGGACCUAAGACCCACCUGGAUUUCUUAAUUGAAACUUAAAUUCUUCUCUGAGAGAAACUGGAAAGUAAACAUUAGUUGCCAUGCGUAUCAGUCUCUGCCAGGGCCUGUUAACUGGCGCCAUCGUCCUCAACCUCCUCAUUCUCUACUAUGUGUCCCGGGCCCAGCAGCAAAUGAUGGAGAAGAGGAAGGAACUUGGCAAGGGCACAAGGAGGUCUGCCCUACCAGCCUCUGGUCUGGUGGGAGGUAUAGGGGUACUUGUAGGAGCUGGAGGUGAGCCUGGAGUGGUCGGAGUAGAGGGACACAGUCGUGGCCCACGUGUGACUGUUCUUCUUCGGGAGUUUGAAAACUUUGAGAAUUAUGUUGGGGAUGUGGCUAGUUCCUUCCUCCGCCAGAGACCCGAGCUUCCCUUCCUGGCUGUGGCUGACACGUCUCCAUACCCUCCCCUGGUGCUUCCAGAGGGGGCGCGGCUUCUAGUGCUCUUCCCCAGUCCGGACCAGCCACCGCAAGCUCACAGGCCAGAGUUCCACGUCCAGACAGAGUUUGUGCUACUGGUGCCUGAUGGGGUGGUGCUUGAGCAACCUCGGGCUAUCGAGAGGCUGAUCAGGGAGUUGGAAGGUGAGGGUGGGGGGCCUGUGAGGCUGGUAGCUGCACCAGUACUGGCUCGAUCUGCUGUGCAGUGUCUCCACCUGCGGGUGAACCUCAGAGAGUGGACAGCCACAUACUCGCCGGCUGCAUCUGGGAGCAGCGGGAGUGUGUGUACGGCUUUACAAGGAGAUGCAGUUGUCCUCAUUCGCACCGAGGAUCUUUUUAACCUCUCUGUCCCUCUGGGGCGGCCCCUCUUCUCCUCACUCUUCGUCCAGACUGCCUUGAGAGGCUGGAAAGUCAAGCUCCUGGAAAGCCCCUGUUUCUCUGCAAACCACCGGCCCCUCUUCAGCUCCGCUCACAACCAGUGGAAGGCCGACACUCGACUGAAGGAGGCCACCAGGAAGCUCAUGAGGAGCUUUGGUCUGAAGCGUCUCCUGCUGCCUGAUGGGAAGGAACAGUGGUAUGGCUGCAGUAAAGAGACGCCUCGCUGCUUUGGCACUGUGCAGGAUGACACGCCAGACUACCUUUAUCUGGAUCGCUGGACACCUCCCUGCUGUCUGCGAGCUCUCAGGGAAACCACCAAGUAUGUCAUCAAUAUCCUGGAGACCUCGGGUGUGCGCUACUGGCUAGAAGGGGGGACUCUUCUGGGCGCUGUCCGCCAUCAGGACAUCAUCCCAUGGGAUUAUGAUGUGGACCUGGGCAUCUACCUGGAGGAUAUACCCAACUGUGAUCAGUUGAAGAACCUGGACUCAGGCUCUCUUGUGGAUGCUAACGGCUACGUCUGGGAGCGUGCAGUGGAAGGAGACUUCUACAGAGUCCAGUACAGCGAGGCCAACCACCUGCAUGUUGACCUGUGGCCGUUCUAUCCGCGUAAUGGUGUCAUGACCAAAGACACAUGGACAGAGCACAAACAAGACGUGGAGUUCCCAGAGCACUUCCUGCAGCCGCUGGUGCCCAUGUCCUUUGCCGGCAUAACUGCCUACAGCCCCAACAACCACCGAGCCUUCUUGGAGCUCAAGUUCGGAGAGGGUGUUAUUGAGAAUCCCCAGUAUCCCAACCCCGCAAAAAAGAGGCUGGACAGAAGCAAAUUAUGAGAGAUGAUAGAGACUCACAAGCUCUUUUAUUUCAUACUGUAUUUGUUUACCUAACAGCAUGGGUAAUCUUGCCUCAACUUUUUUUUGUAAAACAUCCUAAAGGAUGAUGCCUGGAAACUAAUAUGGUGCCAAAAUGACUGUAUUUGCUGUCAAUUUUACUAAAAUUUAAAUCCAUACACCGCAUUUACUUCAGGCAUACCUUAGAGUCAAAGACAUGUUUUACAUGAUGUACUAAAUCUGUACAGUAUGUGUUGUACAGUAAAGUAUAAAUAUGACUGCUGAAAAGAUGAUACUUUUAAAUGAUAUUGAUAGUAGUUUAUUUUAAAAGAUAUAGUAUACAUAAUCUUAAGCAGGAUUUAAGGUUUUGUAUAGAAUUAUUUAAAAAAUAAGUGGUUAUGAAUGUCUUGACUGUGUUGAAUUGAUUUGCACAGCUUCUUUCAGUUUUGCACAGUUUAUGAAAGAAUGUUACUGUGUAUCAGUGCCAUUUGGUACCUGACAGCUGUGGUGUGGUGAGUAAAAUUCCAUGUGGUGAAAUGAGAAACACACCAUUCAUCCUGUUAUUGUUGACAUAUGAAGAGGAUGAAAUGUUGCUCUAUCAGGCCUUAGUAUUCAGUUAAAAAGAUCAAACUUUGACUGAAUUUGUAGAUAAAUAUUAACCCUUAGCUCAGUUAUGUGUGUGUUACUACUGAACGCCCAUUGUGUAUUGACUGAAAUGGAAUUUCAAUUCAGUAGAUUAUUCAAAGAAAGCAUUUAAAAAGAGAAGUUACACAUACAAAACACACCAACUUCUCUGGGUACGACAUGUUUCCUGUAGUGUUGUUACUUGUGUGUGUUGUAUCAAGUUGGCACUCCAAUUCAAGAACUGGUAAAAUAAAGGAGUUGUAACAGA